This is a messenger RNA of Nothobranchius furzeri (turquoise killifish), 4272 nucleotides long. Lineage: Eukaryota; Metazoa; Chordata; Actinopteri; Cyprinodontiformes; Nothobranchiidae. The record is from RefSeq and is a predicted model, not a curated record.
AAACAAAACCAGUUUCACAAAACAGACCCAGAGGUCAAAGGGUGUUAGUCCUAAAAGAGCCACAUUGAUGUUGUUGUGGCGAUGUCUCUGGCUGUUUAGAAGAUUGUAGUCUUUCGAUUUCUGUCUUCACGGUCUUGUGUGAUUUCCAGGACCAGAAUCUUAUCCUGACAUGAGGAACCUGAAGCUGCUGAAGAGCCUGCGGAACUCAGAACUGCAGGGUCCGGGAUCCCCCCAGUGUUUCUCUAUCCGGGCGGACACUGGUUCCCUGCUGAUCGCCUCUCAGUUCUCCAUCACAGAGUUUGACCCCCUCACAGCCCAGGUUGUCAGGGAAGCCUCGCUGACAGCCGACGGUUUCCUCUCUGAGGAUGGAAGCGGGGGCGUUGUUGGACUGCAGGACCUGGCGGAGCUUCAGUCUGCUUAUUUGGCCACAGCAGGGGGAGAUGUUGUUCUCUUCAACCUCAACACAGGCCAGCUGGAGUGUGUUGGAAGUGUGGACAGCGGACUCACAUCCAUGAGCUGGAGUCCUGACGAAGAGCUCGUCAUUCUCACUACUGGUCAGGAAACAUUUAUAAUGAUGACCAAAGAUUUUGAGCCAAUCACUGAAGUGGGAAUCCACCAGGAUGACUUUGGUGAAGGGAAGUUCAUCACGGUGGGGUGGGGGAAGAAGGAGACUCAGUUCCACGGCUCAGAAGGAAAGCAGGCAGCACGAAGGAAGGUCCAGGAGGCACAGCCAGCUGUGGCCUGGGACGACCGCAGACCACGAGUCACGUGGCGAGGAGAUGGACAGCUUUUUGCCAUCAGUGCCAUCUGUCCUCAGACUGGAGGCAGAAAGGUUCGGGUCUGGAACAGAGAGGGGGUUCUCCAGGCCACCAGUGAGCCGGUCAACGGACUCGAGCAGGCGCUGUGCUGGAAACCCUCGGGUAGCCUGAUAGCCAGCUCUCAGCGACAUCCCAACAAACACAGUGUUGUGUUCAUGGAGAAGAACGGACUGCUGCAUGGAGACUUUACGCUGCCGUUCAGUAAAGACCAAGCUAAGGUGAAGGAGCUGCUGUGGAACCCCGACUCCACUGUUUUAGCCGUUUGGUUGGAGGAGUUGAGCUGUGGGGACGAUGGCCACGUCAACACUUAUCUCCAGCUGUGGGCGGUGGGAAACUACCACUGGUACCUGAAGCAGAGCCUGGAUUUUGGCAGAGACCCUCAGAAAGCUCCAGUGUGCAUCUGCUGGGACCCAGAGCGUCCCCUACAGCUCCACGUGGUGACCUCCAGCUGGAACAGCAUCACCUACAGCUGGGGCUGGACGACAGAACGAAGCCCCGGGCUAGAUGUCACCGAUAACGCCAGUGUGGCUGUGAUUGAUGGAGGUGAACAGACACAUGACGGAAAAUCAAUAAGUUGUGCUUUAUUUUCUGUAAUCAUACUAACAUUUACCCGACCUUUCUCAGACAAAGUCCUGGUGACAACCUUUAGACAGUGUGUGGUUCCUCCUCCCAUGUGUUCAUUUGAGUUGCAGCUAAAGUCACCGAUCAACCAGGUGACUUUCCUGUGUCGACCUAAGGGGACCAAUCAGAUUGCAGCAUUCACGGCUAAUGGACAAAUCUCAGUCUUCAGUCAAGUUUCAGAAGAACAAGCUGACAAAACAUCAGACGGGUUCAGGGUUGUGUCUCAACCUCUCGUCUUACAGAAAACCUACAGACUGACGCCUGCUCAGGAGCAGCCUCUGGCCCUGCGGCAGCUCCUGUGGCUGCAGGAUGAGCUGUUCCUGGCUGUGGGUGCUGGUCUGCUGCCGACCUCCUCCACGAUCCUGAUGCUUCACCCUAUUCAGGAUGCUGAUGACACACUGGCUGUCAGGUCUGAGAUGGAAGUAGACGGCGUUGUGGUCGGUGUGGCCCACAGUUUCCAGACCGGAACCGUGGCUCUAGAGCUGGAGGACGGGCAGAUAAAGAAACUCCUCUGGGAUUGUCCGGAGCUGUCAGUGGAAGACUGGCGAGACUCGAGCGGCUGUGGCGUCAGCUUCCCUGUUCCCUGCAUCCAGACGGCUCUCUGCAGCAUCAGUGGAACGGAGUACCUUCUGGGGCUGACAGACAGGUCUCACCUGUAUGCUGGAGACACAGAGCUCGCCUCAGGCGUCUGUUCCUUUGCCAUUUGUGACAACUUCCUCCUCCUCACCACACACUCUCACACCUGCCGCUGCCUCCAGCUGAGUGGACUCACAGUCAAAGGUCUGCAGGCUGCUUUGGCGUCUGAUGGAGGUCAGAAUGAUGAGACUCUUCGGCAUGUGGAGCGAGGCUCCAGGAUCGUCACUGUGGUUCCACAGGACACCAGAGUGGUUCUACAGAUGCCACGAGGAAACCUGGAGACCAUCCAUCACAGAGCUCUGGUGCUGGCUCAGCUCAGGAAGUGGUUGGAUGGCUUGAAAUUCAGAGAAGCCUUCGAGUGUAUGAGGAAGCUGCGGAUCAACCUGAAUCUCAUCUAUGAUCACAACCCAAAGGUUUUCCUGGAAAAUGUAGCGAGCUUCAUCCAACAGCUGAACUCCAUCAACCACAUCAACCUCUUCCUCACCGAGCUCAAGGAGGAGGACACAACCAGCAGCAUGUACCCCCGCCCAGAUGGAAGUCCGGUCCAGCCUCAGGCCGCCCCCGGCCAGAAGAAGGUGGAUGUUGUUUGUGACGCUUUACGGACAACCAUGGAGUCAAUGGAUCCGAACAAGUUCAGCUUGUCCAUUCUGACCGCUCAUGUGAAAAAGACGGUUCCUGAGCUGGAGAUCGCCCUGCAGAAGGUUCACGAGCUUCGAGAGAACCCUCCUGAAGCACCAGGUGGUGUGAGCGCUGAAGAGGCACUAAAGUACCUUCUCUUCCUGGUCAAUGUCAACGAUCUGUACGAACACUCGCUUGGAACGUACGACUUUGACCUCGUUCUGAUGGUGGCUGAGAAAUCCCAGAAGGACCCUAAAGAGUACCUCCCUUUCUUAAACAUGCUGAAGAGCCUUGAGCCCAACUAUCAACGCUACACCAUUGACAGACACCUGAAACGCUACAGGAAGGCCCUGGUCCACCUCAGCAAAUGUGGACAGGAACACUUUACUGAAGUUCUGCAGCUGGUGAAGGAGCAGAAGCUCUACAGUGAAGCUCUGAGAUUGUACCCAGCAGAUAGUCCUCAGUACAAAUUUCUGAGUUGUGCGUACGCUGAGCAUCUAGUGGAGCAGCAACGGGCAGAGGAGGGUGGCUUGUUGCUAUGGCGAUGUGGCGAGCCUGUCAGAGCCCUGCAGGCAUUCACCAGCAGCUCCAGUUGGAGAAACGCCAUCUGUGUGGCACAGCAGAUACCACUACCGCCCGACCAGUUAGCGCUGCUGGCCAGAGACUUGGCAGAGAAGCUGACUGAGCAGAGGCGGUACUCAGAAGCUGCUCUGCUGCUGGAUCAGUAUGCCAAAGACUGUGAGGAAGCCAUUUUGGCUCUGAUCACAGGCGGCGUCUGGGAGGAGGCUCUCAGACUGAUUUACAUGCACAAGAGGCAAGAUAUCACUGAAACCAACCUGAAACCUGCACUUUUAGAAGCUUUAAACACUCAGGUGGUCUUUCUGGAGGCUCAGGUAGCAACGUUCACCCGACACAAGAGCCGACUAGCUGUGGUUCGUGAGCAGAAAGAAAAGGCCCGACUGGAUAUGCUUGAUGAAGAUGGUCCAGACUGCCCUGAUGCUGAGCUCUACUCUGAGGCUAGCAGUGUCAUAACUGCUUCCAAAUACUCCCAGAGUAACUCACGCAUCUCCUCGAGGUCAUCGAAAAACCGACGGAAAGCAGAGAGGAAGAAGCUGAGUCUGAAGGAAGGAAGUCCGAUGGAGGACAAAGCUCUAAUGCAUGUCAUCGGUGAAAUCAUCACUACCGUGGACAAGAUGAGAGAGGAGAUCCACGGUCUCCUGAGGGCAUUGGUUCUGUUCCAGUUUGAUAAACAAGCUGAGAAGCUGCAGCGGGUUUAUGACGAAGCUCUGCAGAUGAUGGAGGGAUCAGUUCUUGAGGUGUGGCCCGAAGGUCUGCAGAACACCAGCGCUCCGGUCACUGGACCGAACUCGACAGCAAACAGCAUCAUGGCUUCGUUCCAGCAGCAGCAGAAACCUGCAGCCUCACAGCAGGACGCCGAGGUCCCGGCUGCACCAAAGAUGAGGAACGGUAUCAAGUGGAAACUCACGAUUCUUAAGUGAAUAUUAAACAAAUUAGUCUUGUUUUAAUUUUUUAACUGUACAGUAAAUAUCUGCUGUGUAAUAAAGGUUCAUUUAAUUCA